AUGAGCGCUCCAUUGUCCGCCGAAGAGAACGAACGCUACACCAAUAUCAUCGAUGAUAUCCUUGCCAAAGCCGAUCUUGAGACAAUCUCUAGGAAGAAAAUCCGCCAGGGCCUACAGGACGCGCUCGGUGGGCUCGACCUCACCGAGCAGAAGGAUGCCAUCAAAGCCCUGAUUGAAGAGCGCUUCGACGCUGUCUCCAACGUUACUCCCGAACCUGCUCCCUCCCCCAAGAAGCGCUCCAAUGGCGCGACGUCCGAAUCACCUGCAUCGCCUGAGCCCGCGCGGAAAAAGGCCAAGCGGUCCGAGUCUGCAGAGGACGCCGACGCCCGUCUAGCCGCACAGCUGCAGGAGCAGGAGAAUAGCCUCGCGCGAGGAAGGUCGACUCGUGGUGGCUUGGACAAGAAGACCAAGCCGAAAAAGGCUGCGGCCAGGAAGAAGAAGAGCUCCAACAAGAUCAGCAACAAUGAUGACAGCGAGGCUGAGGGUUCUGAUGGCGAGCCCAAGAAGAAGCGCAAGGCUGGAGGCGGCUUUCAGAAACCCUUCAACCUGAGUCCUGCGCUUGCGGACAUUGUCGGCGAAAGCCAACUCGCUCGCCCAGCUGUGGUCAAAGGCCUCUGGGCUCAUAUCAAGAGCAACAAUUUGCAGGACCCCAACGACAAGCGGUCAAUCGUAUGCGAUGCCAAGCUCUACGCGGUCUUUAAACAGGCCAAAGUCAACAUGUUUAGCAUGAACAAGGAGCUCGGCAAGCAUUUGUACCCCGUUGAGGAGCCGCCAGCCCAAUCGUAG
Molecule: messenger RNA, 786 nt
Organism: Emericellopsis cladophorae
Lineage: Eukaryota; Fungi; Ascomycota; Sordariomycetes; Hypocreales; Bionectriaceae
Exons: 4
Coding region: 1-786 (261 amino acids)
Biological process (GO): transcription initiation at RNA polymerase I promoter; nucleolar large rRNA transcription by RNA polymerase I
Cellular component (GO): nucleus; RNA polymerase I upstream activating factor complex
Molecular function (GO): RNA polymerase I cis-regulatory region sequence-specific DNA binding
Source: RefSeq, a predicted model, not a curated record